CUUCCAGCUGGAAUCCAAAGCAAACGAUGGAGACAAAGCUUCUCUCUCUAUCUCUUUGAUUUCUGCAAUUUUUGGUGUCUCUUUUGGAUGAUUUUACUAAUCUGAAAGAAAAAAGAAAGUUAGAUCUUUUGGAUAAAUUUAGAGAUGAAAUCUUCGACCCGGCUUGACUCAGUUGCUUUUCAGCUCACUCCCACUCGAACCCGGUUUGAUCUGUUAGUAACAGCUAAUGGAAAAACUGAGAAAAUAGCUACAGGGUUGCUUGAUCCUUUUCUUCCUCAUUUAAAUACUGCAAAAGAUCAAUUAGCAAAAGGUGGCUACUCGAUUAUUCUCAAGCCUGAAGCUAGCGACAAUGCAGCUUGGUUCACUAAAGGAACAAUUGAAAGGUUUGUUCGAUUUGUGAGCACUCCGGAAGUCAUUGAACGUGUUUACACUUUAGAAACUGAGAUCAUACAGAUCAAGGAAGCUAUUGAUAUUCAGAACAACUCUGAAACGGCACUGACUGUUGUGGGAGGUAAUCAGAGAGAGAAAAAAGCAGAUAGUAUAGAAGGUAGCAGGCCUUUGCUACAUCUCAACGAGGAGAAAGCUAUUGUCCUUUACGAGCCUGACUCACAUCCAAAGCAAGCAAAUCGGUCUACUGCAUCAGACGAAAACUCUAGAGCUCAAGUCCUGAAAGUUCUAGAGACGCGAAAGAUAAUGUUGCAGAAAGAACAAGGAAUGGCCUUUGCACGUGCUGUGGCAGCUGGUUUUGAGGCUGAUGAUAUGAUCCCUCUAAUAUCUUUCGCCAAAACUUUUGGAGCCACUCGUUUGAUGGAUGCAUGUUUGAACUUCAUGGACUUGUGGAAGAAAAAGCAUGAAACUGGCCAGUGGGUUGAAAUUGCAGCAACAGAAGUAAUGCAAACGCAGCCAAAUAUCUGUGCAAUGAAUGAGUCAGGGAUUAUGUUUGCAAAUGCUGCUAAUAUGCCUGGGACACCUGAAAAUAGUGAUGCGAGGUCUCCUACAGAUAAUAAACCAAAUGGAAAUCAAGAUUAUGUGCAAGGACAGCAUCCUCAGCCGAUGUAUGCACCCUGGCCAGUUCACUCUCCGCCAGGUACCUUUCCUGUAUUUCAAGGAUAUACGAUGCAGGGCAUGCCGUAUUACCCGAACUAUCCAGGAGCUAGUCCAUAUCCAUCUCCUUAUCCGUCUACCGAUGAUUCUAGACGUAGUUCUGGCCAAAGAAAGGCUAGGAAACAUCAUUCAUCUUGUAGUGAUGAAUCUGAAUCUGAAGAUCAGGAAAGAGAAAAAGGGAAAUCAGGUAGGAGAAGGAAAUCAGGGAAGGUGGUGAUUCGGAAUAUAAAUUACAUUAAUUCAAAGAAACAAGAUCAUUCAGGAUCAGAAUCUGAUGCUGAUGACAAUCAUGAAGAAGGGGCAAGAGGAGAAUGUUACAAUAGUAAAGAAAGAGCAACAGAAGGAACAGAGGCUGACACUGGUGAUUGGCAAGCCUUUCAGACUUAUUUAUUGCAAGAUGCCGAUAGAGAUGAACGUACCAGUGACCAUAUGAUGGAAAAGGAGAUUGCAGGGAAGAAGAGGCAAGGAAAUGGGAAGUAUGAUCCUUUGGCAUAUGAUGAACGUGAAUCAGGAAAAUAUCAAGAAAGAGAUGCAUCUGAUAUUCGGAAUGGUAGUGUGACUCGUCGAAUCAGGGGAUCUAGUGACUCUUUCAUGGUUCACCAGAGAGAUAAUGGUUUUGAGAAUUCUUCUGAUCCUCUCAACCUGAAUGGAUUUGAUAAUCCAGGGAAUGGUCUUGAUAAGAGAUCAUCAUUUAACAUGGACGAUGACUCUUAUAUUGUUGCUCGGGGAUCUGCAGCGCUAGAUGAAGCUGGAAGACAUAAGAGAAAUGCUAUAUACAUCGGGUCAGAGAUCUCUCCGUGCCACCAAACUGAUGGAAAUGAAAGGAAACAGGUAAACUAUGAGCCUCAUGAUCUGAGCCUGAUACCAGAACGGGAAACAGAGAAGUUAUCAGCUGGGUAUGAUCCUGCACUAGAGUCUGGAUCCAAAAUUUUAAAGAAGAAUAACGAGGCAGCUGGAGGUGUUAAGAAGUCUGUGAAAGAUCCAAAAUCAAGACUUUCUAAAGAUGCUGCAGAUAAGAGGAAGGCUUCAGGGCCAAUACGGAAAGGACGACCUACAAAGAUGAGUCCUUUAGAUGAAGCAAGAGCACGUGCUGACAAGCUUAGAAGUUUCAAAGCUGACCUCCAGAAAAUGAAAAAGGAGAAGGAAGAGGAAGAGAGGAAGCGCAUCGAAGCUCUGAAAAUAGAAAGGCAAAAGCGGAUUGCUUCUAAAAGCAACUCUGCCGUAAGUCAGUCACAGUUACCUGCACAACAAACAAGAAAACCAAUGCUAAACAAGUUUUCUCCCGGCGCUCCUAGAGCCUCUAAGUUUAGUGACUCUGAACAAGGUUCACUAUCACCUCUCCAACGUCUUCCCAGAAGAACUGCUUCUUUAGGGUCAAAUGACUAUCAGAAAUUCCCCAAGAAUAAUAAACUGAGUACUGUAAGUAAGUCAACAGGAAAUAUGCUAACAAGGUCGAUACCACAGUUACCUCCAUCUAAAAAAGAAAGCAUAACAACAGGAACUAGGCUGACCAGGUCGAUUUCACCAUUACCUCUGUCUAAGAGAGAAACCAGAGUGAGUCUUGAUAGUCAGAACAAGUCGGUUUCAAGGACAAGACGGAUAUCAGAACCCAAAAUGGGUAGUAAUAGUGCACCAAGUGCUUCAGUGAGGGUACGACGCACAGUAGCAUCAAAAGAAGUGUCUGAUGCUCCUGAGAUAAAGAAACUAUCUGCCAUUGUUAACUAUGAUAUAGCAAAAAUCGCAUCUCUUCCGGAACUGAAGAUAAAACCAGCCAAAGGUCCUACAAAUGUUCUGGUAAAAGGGGUCGAGAAAUUUAAAUCUUCAUCUUCUGAUAUUGACCCAAAUGGUAAAAAGAACAAAUCCUUGGGACAAAAUGAUGUUGAUGAAACUCCAGAGAUUGAGAAGACAGUGGUGAUGGUGUUGCCAAGUUCAGCUCGAAGUAUAAGUAGAGAUCAGGUGAAACACGAGAAGUCUAUGGUAGUCUCUGAAAACUCCACCAUUCGUGAAGGAGUUGAUAAGGAAACCAUUGAGAGUGGCAACGAUCUAGUCUUGGUUAGACUGGAGACUCUGAGUGACUUAGUAACAGAAACACCAAAGUUUCUGACAAGUCAAAGUAUUGUUGCGAAACCAUAUGAAGCUCCACAUGCUCGGGUUUCUUCGUUAGAAGAUCCAUGUACAGUGUACUCGGACUGUUCCCAAGCACCCCCACCAAGCUUAUAUUCAAAUGAAACAGAGCAAGAAACCGUCAAAGUCCUUGUACCAGAGAAGAAGAUAAGUGAGGCAUCAGAGAAAUCUCAAACAAAAGAGUCAGCGUCAAAAGGGUUUCGAAAACUGUUGAAAUUCGGAAAAAAGAGUCAGUCUUCAUCUACAAGUGAGCACCAAACCGAGUCUAAUAAUGCAGCUAGCAACGAGGUUCAGGUACCAGCUGUAACUGCGACCACGACAAGUGAAGCUUUUACAUUGAAGAAUCUCAUAUCUCAAGAUGAAACACCUACAGCAGCAGCCGCUUCACAGAAAUCUUCUCGCCAUUUUUCAUUACUGUCUCCUUUCAAGAACAAGAAGGUGGUAUCUUGAGGACAAGAAAAUCAGAGAUCAUCUCCAUUAUACAGCUUUGCAAUCUUGUAGUGUAUAACUUGAGUAUUUAUAAAUGUAUCCAAUAUCGAGCCUCUUCUGCAACAAUGUCGGAAACAUUUGGUUCCAAAUGCAAUGAAAUGUGUUUUUGUUUUAGCA
Messenger RNA from Capsella rubella, 3834 nucleotides. RefSeq names its product COP1-interacting protein 7. Bases 145 to 3678 code for a protein of 1177 amino acids. The transcript has 13 exons. Lineage: Eukaryota; Viridiplantae; Streptophyta; Magnoliopsida; Brassicales; Brassicaceae. The record is from RefSeq and is a predicted model, not a curated record.